Messenger RNA from Cynoglossus semilaevis (tongue sole), 6092 nucleotides. RefSeq names its product protein phosphatase 1, regulatory subunit 13Bb (gene ppp1r13bb). Gene Ontology annotation, cellular component: nucleus. Gene Ontology annotation, biological process: negative regulation of cell cycle; apoptotic process; regulation of apoptotic process. The transcript has 20 exons. Bases 801 to 4019 code for a protein of 1072 amino acids. The record is from RefSeq and is a predicted model, not a curated record. Gene Ontology annotation, molecular function: p53 binding; transcription factor binding. NCBI's taxonomy places the organism in Eukaryota, Metazoa, Chordata, Actinopteri, Pleuronectiformes, Cynoglossidae.
CGUCAGACGUCAAACUCUUUGACAGGUUGCGUGAGGGCGUCACGACGCUUGUGCUGAAUGGCCCCGCCCCGCUCUCCAGUCAACAACUGGAUCCCAGCGAGAUGUAUUUUCAUCGGUAGACUGUUCACGUCGCGUUGGUGAAAAAGGAGACCUAAAAACCGACCUAGAUAGGCAUGUCCUCAUCUUUAUCUACAUAAAACACAUACCGUCGACAGUAGGCGCCGAUGUGCGGCCACUGGACGCGAGAAAAGUAGCCACGGAGAGCAGAGAGAGCGUCCUUUAGUGGCCGCUUGUGAGAGCAGCUAACGCAGCUAACGUUGACUGUAUAUAACGCAGCCAGCUAGGGCUGCGGCUGACAGGCAGACCGCUGUCCGUAACUGUGCCAAGAAUUUCCCCGCUGGAGCAAUGGCGAGUCUCUGACGUUGAGAGGAAUAGAGGCCCAGUUGUUUAUCACACUGCUGAAGUCAGAAGCCUUAUCUGCCCAGGUGGGUCUCCGCUGUGGUGCCUUCGAGAAAAGUGAGGAGCCAGCAAUAACCAAGUGGCCGAUGCACUUAGUUCUGACCUGCCAGAGCUGCCAGUAUGAUGCCGGCAAUCAGAGUCAGAGCCAGUCGGGCAGAGAGACGGCCCUGGCACUCAACCCUCACGUGAAUUCAGCAGCCAAUGAGAUCUGGGCAGAUCUAGGUCUGCGUGGCUGUGUGGACUAAUGCUCUGUUGUUAUGGGGAACCUCUGAGCUGAGUAGAUUGUCAAGUGGCAUUAAUCUCACUCAGUGAAGCCGGGCAGAACCUGACCUACAAGAAAAAUGAUAUUGACAGUGUACCUCAGUGAUGGAGAACAAGCUGUGACCGAGGUGCCCAUCACUCCUGAGACCACCUGCCGAGAUGUGGUUGAGUUCUGCAAGGAGCCCGGAGAGAGUGGCUGCCACCUGGCUGAGGUCUGGAGAGGAAACGAGCGAGCCAUACCCUUCGAGCACAUGAUGUAUGAACACCUGCAGAAGUGGGGACCUCGGAAACAAGAGGUCAAGUUCUUCCUCCGACAUGAAGAUUCGCCGACUGAGAGCAGCGAUCAAGGGAGUCAGCAGUCUCAGGAUCAGACGAAUCGUAGGAGUGGAAACACAGGAGAGAAGCACAAUGAGAACGGGUUGGGGAGUCAGCGUGUGGAGCUCACACUGUCAGAGCUGCAGGAGAUGGCCACGAGGCAGCAGCAGCAAAUAGAGGCUCAGCAGCAGAUGCUGGUCGCGAAGGAGCAACGCUUGCGUUACCUGAAGCAGCAGGAGCGUCGACAGCAGCAAACGGUUUCAGAGAGUGAGAAGCUGCAGAAGUUAAAGGAACGUGUGGAGACGCAGGAGGCGAAGCUUAAGAAGAUUCGAGCGAUGAGAGGCCAGGUGGACUACAGCAAGGUCAUCAAUGGCAACCUGUCAGUGGAGAUCGAACAAGUCAGCAGCCUGUUUCAGGAGAAGCAGGCAGAGCUGCAGGCAGCUGUGCUGAGGGUGGAGCAGCUCAGUGUGCAGCUGGAGGACCUACGCAGAGGAAAGCUCAACGGCCUUCAGACCAACCUUGGUGGCCAAGUCACUGGUGCUGCAGCAUUGGAGCUCCGAAAGCUCUACCAGGAGCUUCAGAUUCGGAACAAAUUAAACCAGGAGCAAAACAGUAAGCUGCAGCAGCAGAAGGAGAUUCUCAACAAGCGUAACAUGGAAGUGACGCUGAUGGACAAGCGCAUCAGUGAGCUGCGGGAACGCCUCUACAAGAAAAAAGCUGAGGCACGUCAAAAAGAGAACCUCCCUCUGACCAGAGCCAACGGGCCUCCCAGUCCACAGCCGGCUUCAGGAACUCUGGGCCGUGUUGCUGCAGUGGGGCCGUACAUCCAGGUCCCUGUAUCAGGCAGACAGGAUGGAGGCUACAGCAUGCCGCCUGAUCCACUGAAGCCUCAGACUCUGGGUGUCAAUAAUCAAACCAACCAAGGCCGCACCAAGACAGCUAAUGAUACUGGCUGGCCCACUGUUGGAAAGACGAGCACAGGUCUUAAGCCUCCAGAGAGAAGAGACUCUGUGGCUGACACCCAGGGCAAAAGCCCCCCCUCAGGCUCCCCGGUCACUCCAAGUACAGAGAAGGUGCUCGAACCCAAACUGGCCGUCUCUUCCCCGGUCAUUCCCAAGCCUCAGCCCCCUCCUUACGGCUCCCACCUCACCUCCGCAAACUCACCCUGCUCCGUGGAGCGCAGAAAAGAUCCACCUCCUCGGCUGCUCCCGAACCCACCGCCUCCUGCUUGGCCCCGCUCCACACCUCCCACAGGCUCGUCCUCGCAGCAGAUCCAGCAACGUAUCUCGGUGCCCCCGAGCCCCACCUUACAGCCUAAUGCGCCGAUCUUCCCUCCCAGUCUUAGCGAGCGCCUGGAUCCACCCCCGGCUGUGGCAGUACGGCCUUUCAUCCCCGACAGAGGGUCACGGCCGCAGUCGCCACGCAAAGGUCCGCCUACUAUGAACUCCAGCUCCAUCUAUCACAUGUACCUCCAGCAGGGGGCGCCAAAGAUCCAGCAAUUUAAGCCUGCUCCUAAAGCUGUAUACGGGAAACCUGUUCUCCACUCCAGCUCGACCCCACCCUCCCCACUGCCCUUUGUACAGGCAGGAGGAGCCUUCCCAUUGUUCCAAGGCCAUCCUGGUGGUGAUGACACUCUGGAUGGAGAAUUUGAUGAUCAUGAGCAACAGGAGCCCUUGGCGCCUCCUCCCAGUGUGGAGAACAUCCCGAGGCCACUCAGCCCCACAAAGUUGACGCCCAUGGUCCACUCCCCACUGCGCUACCAAAGUGAUGCUGACCUCGAGGGGCUCCGAAAAAAGCUGGCCAACGCCCCACGUCCACUGAAGAAGCGCAGUUCCAUCACAGAACCCGAGGGUCCCAGUGGACCCAACAUCCAGAAACUGCUCUACCAGAGGUUCAACACUCUGGCAGGGGGCAUCGAGGGGAACGGAGUCAGUGGAUCGGGAGGCAACGGGGCUGGAAGUGGAACUCCGUUUUUCCAGCCAGCUAAUCCUCCUGGAUAUCUCGGAGGUGACUCCGUGGGCGACACAGACAACGGCAACCUCUCCUCUGACAUGCUGCCGCCGCCACCGCCACCACCAGCUACAGAAGAGCUGGGCUCCGAGGCUCUGCCUUUAUCUACUGAUGAUAAUGACAACGAGCCUUUGCCACCGCCACCGGAGGGGCUGGACGAUGCUGCUGAAGAAGAGGAGCUGGAACAUGAUAGUAACAACAAUGUGGAAACGUCUGAGGCUUUGCUGCCAAGUCCUGUGCCAGAGGUCAGCAGUCCAGAGGAGAGCGGACUGUCAGCAGUGUCACAGCCUUUGGAGAAACGCACCAACCUGAAGAAACCAGAGUCUGAGCGCACGGGUCACGGCUUCAGGGUCAAGUUCAACCCACUGGCCCUGCUGCUGGAUUCCUCUUUGGAGGGAGAGUUUGAUCUUGUCCAGAGAAUCAUCUAUGAAGUGGAUAAUCCAAGCACCCCCAACGAUGAAGGCAUCACACCACUCCACAACGCAGUGUGUGCCGGACAUCACCACAUCGUCAAAAUCCUGCUGGACUUUGGUGUGAACGUGAACGCUGCAGACAGUGACGGAUGGACGCCUCUUCACUGCGCCGCCUCCUGUAACAGCGUUCAUCUCUGCAAGUUGUUGGUGGAGUCGGGCGCAGCCAUCUUUGCCAGUACCAUUAGUGACGUGGAGACGGCAGCAGACAAGUGUGAAGAAAUGGAAGAAGGCUACAUCCAGUGCUCCCAGUUUCUGUAUGGUGUUCAGGAGAAGUUGGGUGUUAUGAACAAGGGGACAGUGUACGCUCUGUGGAAUUAUGAAGCUCAGAACCAGGACGAGUUGUCGUUCGGUGAGGGUGACCCCAUCACCAUUCUGCGACGACAGGACGACAGCGAGACCGAUUGGUGGUGGGCAAAACUGGAAGACAAAGAGGGCUACGUGCCCCGCAACCUGCUGGGGCUCUAUCCAAGAAUCAAGCCCCGCCAACGCUCGUUGGCGUAGGCGCUCACUCUGCCAACCUGUGGCGAAUAACUGGAGCCGUGAGUGAAACCCAAGUGCAGAGACCAGAGGAGCGGACCUGCUCCCUGCAGCCACUCACUUCUUUCUACAACCUUUUCUCUGAAGCCAUGGUCCUGAACCUGGACUCAUUAGAUACACUACAGAAGACUAGCACUCCACACCGACACACACCUCAGUUUCCCACUUAGUUCAACCCUGACUCAUCGACGGCUCUGCAUCGGACAUCAACGCGAAGAACUUCAGUUCUAACAUUCGUCUCAGUAUUUCUUUAAGUAUUCACGCUUCCUUAGUCGUAUUCUUCUCGAUAAUUAAUAAUUCCUGUGGUUACACCGUUCUACGCACUUCACUAUAUGGUGACUAUACAAGCACCAAGAAUGGGAAUAACAGCAAGGUAAAGAAAAAACGGAUUAUAGUUUAAGUCUAUUAUAAACCAAUCUGGUCACAAAAAAACACUACCAGAAUAUUUUUGUUUAACUUUCUGUUUGGAUUUAACUGUAGAAUAACUACCAAAGAAAAACACGGUGAAGUCGCUGUGUGUUAUUUACUCCGUCAGCCUGUCACUGUGGGCGACACAAGAGUGAACGGGCGCUGUUCUCAAGUCGCCCGUGUGAGCCCCACACACUAACGCGGUGUGAGAUAAUCAGUUGUGAUCAACGGCUCCUAUAUUGUCACGGAGCAGAAAAUUGAUUUAUAUGAACAGAGAAAAAGUAAAUCAGUAUUAACUUCUCCACAGAGCCAGUGUAUCAAAGCAAAGAUGGAUUUACAGCUGUUCAAAAACUUCAUUACCAGUUCAGUUUCUGUUCUGUUCAGUUUACAGAUCUGCGCCAAUAACAGGAAUACGUUUAAAUCAAACUCUUGGUCAGUUUUUCCUCCAGAUAUAUAUUUCAUUAAACAGUUUGAAUCUGGGGUCUAAAUAUUGACAUGGACUUUAUAUAUUUUUCAUAAUCUGAGCCAAAAAAAAAAAUUAGUAGGCGAUACGAUUGAUUUGCUUAACCAAAAGAUGUUGCCAAAUAUAUUGAUAAUCUGUGUACAUAAAGUCUCUAAAAUCUAUGUCUAAAAACUUCAGAUAAUUAUCUUAAACGCUCUGCAUAGAGUGAUAUUAAAUGAAUUUAGGUCAUUUUACUAAAUGACAGUAAUUAAACAGGUUCAUGAAAAUGUCAGUUUUCAAAAUCAUUAGUUAGAGUUUUGUUUUACUAACAAUGAUUCUGAAUAUGUUCAGUUCAGUUCAAUUUUUGAUUGUUCCACACGUCCAUUCCCAAGCUCCAGUGCACAUCCCAUAAAUUUGUUCUUCAAACUUCUGGCAACCUGUUUCAACACUUGUUGUAAAACUGAUCCUCAAAAACUUUUUGUUCUUUAAAUAAACAUUUUUAGAUCGAGCAUCUCAAACUCCAUAAUCAUCUGUAAGGUUUUCACCCAUCGGACAAAAAUAAAUAACCUCAUAUUCUUCUUCUGCUGCUGCCAAGUAACUCUCUGGUCACAUGCUGCGGUUCUUCUUCUUCUAUAGUGGUGAUGAAGCCCACUUGAAACACUUGACCUCAGGACCUCCAUGGUGCUGCUGACACUGUUUCUCCAUUUAAACCGUGAUCCUGUUUUUGUUCUUAUUCUCCGCCAGCAUCACCUUCAUGAGGGCAGCAAAACAAACUAAAGCGCAGUCCACAAUUUCAAAAUAAAUAAAAAAUGUAAACAGUAAGCUAUGGAACAAUCUGUUCAGGUGAAUUGUCAGCACAUUGUUCUGAAAUUGGCCUCAUUCACAUUGACAGCUGUGCCAAAUGUUCAGGUGUGCACAGUUCCAGCAACACCACACAUAUUUUUGUCACAUUGUUAAUGAUUAUUUAGAGUCCAUCGGAUUGUUCUUAACCUUUGGGUGAAUGAGUGUUUUUUGCCAAGUGUGUUAGUGAACCAGGUUUCACUGAGGAUUAUACCUGUACAAAGUGUGAGGAGAUGUUAUUUGUCUGUUUCCUGUUUGGACAAAGUGGGCUUUCUGUAUGGACACUGUAUUCACACAUUCAGUUCUGUAAAUGUGAACAAUAAAAACAGAAGCUCUGGCAUGUUCAA